UUUGCCUGCUCAUUGGUUGCUCCAUGUUUUUUAUAGCAUUCAGCACAUUUCUGGAAUGGAUGGUGAAGUAGCUGUCUGGGCUGAAUUCACUAUCUAUUACUUGGAUAUUUCCUAUGUAUCAGCAGUUUCCUAAUAUCGCUGAUUAACUUAAAUAUGAACUGGUAUAUAUGAACACACAUGUGUCUUCUUUAUGUCAAUGUGCAUCUUUAUAGACAUUCUAGACUUUAUCUGUUCAGAUAAUUAGGUCAGUCUUUAGGUUCUUGGGUAAUAAAGCCACAAACAGAUCUUCCAAUCUACUAAAGACCCUUCUCCUCCUCCUUGCCUGGGAUUAGUUUCUCUCAAAGGCAAUUAGUCUGGAUUUUGGAUUAGCAGAUGAUGCCAUGGAGAGAGCAGUGUCGACAACAGGAACUAACUCACUAUAUACCUACAGGAAAAAUCCAUCUUUCAGCAGAUACAGGGCAAUGUUCCAUCUCUUAUCACACUGCUGGCGCUGGGUAAAGAUAAACCAAGAACCCAUAAGGCAGGUAACCAUUCUGUUCUUAGGGCUGGAGAAUACUGGAAAAAGCUCAGUCAUUAGAGUCAUUCAGAGAGUCCCUCCAUGCCGAGUUUCCUCUUCCUCUUCAACCAAUCCACUCCGAACUGAACUACGCCUGGAUCGUUUCAACCUUACUCUUCUUGAGCUUCCGGGCGGACCAAAAACUAGGGCAUACUGGAGGCUGCAUUACUCUCAGGCCCAUGCACUAGUUUUUGUGGUGGAUUCAAGUGAUACUGUACACAUGCGUGAAGUGGAAAGUGUGCUUGCCAGUGUCCUAAGACAUCCUCAAGUGGCUGGGAAACCACUUUUAAUACUGGCUAACAAACAGGAUAAACCAUCUUCACUUGUUCCCAGUGAGAUCAUAGAGUUGCUGUCUCUGGAACCUCUAGUGAAUGAGAACAAGACUCUCUGCAGAAUUGAACCUUGCUCUGCGGCAGCUGAUUUCUGCUCUGAACAUGAUUGGGCAAUACUGAAGGGCCUCAGAUGGGUCCUCAGAUCUGUCGCCCUCAGCUACCCCAUAUUGAGUUUACGUGUGCAACAAGAUUGUGCAGAACAGCAAGAUAGCCUGCACCUCAGAGUAUCAGGGAGGACACAAGAUAAUAGGGUUCUUUCAUACUGGGAUGUGCCUCAUGACAACAUUAAAGACCUUGUGGAGUAUAAAGAAUUCCCAGGUGGAAAAAAGAGACCUUUGAAACCAAUUCAAAACAUAUUAACACAGACAGGCAACAAUCUGCGUACACUGAAAAAGAAAAAGAGGGUAAGAGCGAAAGAGCCCACUAUGCCUCAGAUAGCAAAGAAUAAUGAAGAUGAGAUGGAUGAAGAGGAUAAGUGGGCAGUCGGACAAAAAUUAUCUCCUUCUGGUGCAGCCCAAAACACCCAUCUAAUGGGACACAGAACAGUAAUUCAGCCAGAGACACAGCACAGUAACCGGCCCACUGGAUCAAGGAAGAGAAAGAAAAAGAGAAAAGCCAUUUUGAAGAACCAAAUAAAGUCACAGGAGAUUGGAACCAGUUCCGGAGACAUGAGUAAUACAUUUGAUUUGUACAGAAGAGCUAUGCAAGCCCUAAAACAGAAACAAGAGCAACAAAGAGAGAAGACAAUUUGCAGUAACCAAGUCAAUGCUGACAACUGAUAUUCAAUAUUUAUGAUAUCACAAUUACGCUCUUAGAGGACAUCUUCCAAACCAGAGGCUGUGUGAAUGUUAAAAAUGAUGUGGUAUAUACAAAAUGUAGCAGUCUUUUCUUUGCAGAACACCAAAAGAGGGCAUAGCCAAUGCUUCCACUAACAAAAUAUGCUCCUCCUUGGCCACUAUCCUUUCGACUGAGAAUUGGGCUAUGUUAUAUACCUGGCACAUAGCACCUUUUAAAGCAUGCAAGUCCUCCUGCAAAAAUCAGAGAUUACUCUUGUUAGCGGCACAUUGAACAGUUGGACGAUUGCCCAUAGAGAGCUCUUAGGCCUAGUCAGAAUCUUGUCAUUAUUGUCAACUGCAUAACCAACAAAAUGAACCCAUGAAGCUUUAGGUAAGUGUUAAUAAUACCUGGUCCUAGUUGGCCAAGGCCUGAUCGUGGGGAAUAACAGUCCCAUGCCAUCUUACCAAUGCAGGUCCAGGGGUUAAUUGGUAGGAGGUUUAAUUGCACCUCCCCCAACACAUUAAUAAGGUUUUGGUAGCAGUAUUAACUGCUUUGUGUCCCCACUAUGUAGGAGUUGAGAGUAGGCUCUCACCCUAUUGAGAGUGUGCCUUGCCUUGUGGCAGGUGAGCUUAAUUAUUUUUUUUUAAUUUAUGGAAAAAAAAUCCCAUUUUCCAUUUUUGGGCGAACAUUUUUUUUGUGGUGGACAGUGUUUAACUUUAUUCUACAGAGAAAUAUAUAAUGUAAUAUUGUAAUAAGUAAAUAUAUAUAUUUAAACUGAAAUAUUGUGAAAACAUACCACAUUAUUUAGCAUUUGCUGGCCAAACACACAGGGUUGUACAAACUAAUGCUAGAAGAUAAUUGCGAUUUUCUUGUUUUCUUUUAAUAAUUCUUUUUUAGGUUAAUUUGAUGUUUACUUUAAAAAGUGCAUUUUCCAAAUGUUCACCUAGUGAUUUAUUGUGAUGUUUAGUUAUUUUGGUAUUCAGUGUAUAUUUUAAUAAAUGGCAAGUUUUAUAAUCAACACAUUAA
This is a messenger RNA of Spea bombifrons (plains spadefoot toad), 2691 nucleotides long. It is a transcript of the gene ARL13A, whose product is annotated as ADP ribosylation factor like GTPase 13A. Gene Ontology annotation, molecular function: GTPase activity; GTP binding. Bases 381 to 1667 code for a protein of 428 amino acids. Gene Ontology annotation, biological process: non-motile cilium assembly; receptor localization to non-motile cilium. Lineage: Eukaryota; Metazoa; Chordata; Amphibia; Anura; Pelobatidae. Gene Ontology annotation, cellular component: ciliary membrane; non-motile cilium. The transcript has 10 exons. The record is from RefSeq and is a predicted model, not a curated record.